Messenger RNA from Clunio marinus, 279 nucleotides. Lineage: Eukaryota; Metazoa; Arthropoda; Insecta; Diptera; Chironomidae. The record is from the annotation of a GenBank genome assembly.
AUGGAAGAACGUAGCAGUUCCAUUGAACAUUCUAAGUUUCUUUGUCUUUUGUCUUGUGAUAUGCUUCGGGGAAAACAAAGAAAGAAAAAAAUGAAUCAAGAAAUCGUAAAUUUGAACAGUUUGCAAAGUGUCCAAUGGAGCAGCAAAAAAGUUGCGGAAUCGAAUAAUUUAAAGUUGUUUAAACAUCAGGAAGUGAUUAUAAAGAAUCUACCGAGGAAGUUACUCAACUGUAGUGCUAAUAAAAACAUUUAUUCUUUAGAGGGAAAUCUCCAUAAGUAG